This is a messenger RNA of Bufo gargarizans (Asiatic toad), 1842 nucleotides long. RefSeq names its product G protein nucleolar 3 like (gene GNL3L). Bases 61 to 1743 code for a protein of 560 amino acids. The record is from RefSeq and is a predicted model, not a curated record. Gene Ontology annotation, cellular component: nucleolus. The transcript is spliced from 15 exons. NCBI's taxonomy places the organism in Eukaryota, Metazoa, Chordata, Amphibia, Anura, Bufonidae. Gene Ontology annotation, molecular function: GTP binding.
GCGGCCCUUCGCUUUACGACACUUCCCUUUACGGCCGCGGUCAGGCACUCGCAGUCCUCCAUGUCCCGGCGCAAACAUCGAAGACCGGAGAAACGGGCCGGCAAACAGCAGGGGAAGAACCCACUGAAUGCUGGGAAAAAUGUCAAGAAAGAUCCCGGCGUCCCGAACCUCUCCCACUUCAAAGAGCAGGCCAAAAGGGAGGCCGAGCGGAAGAAGAAGAGGGUAGAAGAGAUGAAAGCAAAGCAAAAAGAUGCCCGGCAGAAAGAACUGGCGAAGAGAAGGAGCUUGGACACGUUUCAGAACGAUGCACUGAGGCGGCAGAGGGAGUUUGAGCAGAAGGAGGCAGAUCUGCGGAGCUUGGAGAAACACGAGCAGCUAGAGAAUGAGAACUCCAGGAAAGCCUAUUAUCGGGAAUUCAAAAAGGUGGUGGAAGCAGCUGACGUUAUCCUUGAAGUCCUGGAUGCCCGGGAUCCACUGGGUUGUCGCUGCCCACAGGUGGAGCAGGCUGUGGUGCAGAGCGGUACACACAAAAAGCUGGUCUUAGUUCUUAACAAAAUAGAUCUUGUGUCCAAACCUAUAGUGGAGAAAUGGCUGAAGUACCUGCGGAAUGAGUUUCCUACGGUGGCGUUCAAGGCGUCUACACAGCAGCAGAAUAAGAACCUGCAACAAAGCAGAGUACCGGUCACCCAAGCUUCGGAGGACCUGCUCAGCUCAGGCGCCUGCAUAGGAGCUGAUUGUCUUAUGAAACUUCUUGGAAACUACUGCAGAAAUCAGGACAUCAAGACGUCCAUAACCGUCGGGGUUGUAGGUUUUCCUAAUGUGGGAAAGAGCAGUUUAAUUAACAGCCUGAAGAGGGCGCGAGCGUGCAGUGUUGGAGCAACGCCCGGAGUCACCAAAUGCCUGCAAGAGGUUCACCUGGACAAGCACAUCAAACUUCUGGACUGUCCGGGUAUCGUCAUGGCAACGUCUACAUCCGAUGCCGCCAUGAUUUUGCGGAACUGUGUGAAAAUUGAGCAGUUGAUUGACCCAGUAGGACCGGUGGAGGCCAUCCUGAGACGCUGCAAUAAAGAUCAGAUCCUGCAGCACUACAAGGUGACAGAUUUCAGAGACACCUCCGAGUUCUUGGCCAUGUUGGCAAAAAGGCAAGGGAAGCUGAAGAAGGGCGGGAUGCCGGACCACGAGAAAGCCGCCAAGUCUGUUCUAACGGAUUGGGUCAGUGGUAGAAUCAGCUACUUCACGCACCCUCCUGAGACGCACACGUUACCAACUCACAUCAGUGCGGAGAUCGUCACAGAAAUGGGGAAGGCGUUUGAUUUCGAAGCUUUGGAGAUGGAUAAUAAUGAGUCUUUGUCACAAGUCCAGUCUGCUCCUCAGGGUAUUGCGAUGGAGAGUUCAGAUUUGACAUCCGGGGCCGGGCGGGAGGCAGAGGACACAGAAUGGCGGUAUUCUGCAGAAAAUAUCGAGGCAGCGCCCGUUGCAAUGGAAGAGGACAACGAUGACGAGUUUGGACCUAUGACUGUGGAGAUUAAAGCCGCCAAAAGCAAGACCCAGGAGAAAACGGAGCGAGUCCCCAAAGCCCCCAGCUUGAUGGAAAUCCAGUCGGUGGAUCCACUGCAACAAGGACAGGCGCUACAGGCGGCGAGCAAGAGGAGGAAGAAGCUGCAGAAAAGAGCAAAUAAAAUCGCCAUCAAGUUGUCGGACACAUUAACACAAGCAAUGAAUUUCGGAUUUGGCGAUGACUGAAUCUCCAGGGGUUAAUUGGCCGCCCUGACACCCAGCAGAUUAACACUAUGUGAUCAUGUGAUGAGGACACCAAGACCAUUAAAAUCCGAUUCUCCUGCA